Marchantia polymorpha subsp. ruderalis is the source of this 1087-nucleotide messenger RNA. The record is from the annotation of a GenBank genome assembly. Lineage: Eukaryota; Viridiplantae; Streptophyta; Marchantiopsida; Marchantiales; Marchantiaceae.
AAAAACGUGGAUCAUACACGAACCCUUUUUUGGCUUAUUCCCGUGUUUAUAGGCUCAAUUAUUGAGAAAUAGAGCAAUAUAUAUGAUCAUCAAAGUAUGCAGAUGAGGCCAUCUGAGUCAUAACAUACACUGGAGUGCAGACUGACUGAACUACCAGACGGCGAAAAUGAAAUUGAAGUGCUCGUGUCAGUGUGGUGCCGUUCACUAUGAAUGUGAAUCGAAGCAUCCCAGUCCCUACCAGCUCUGUUACUGCUCGAUUUGUCGGAAGACAACGGGAGGAGGAGGCUGUUCGAUCAACAUUGAAGGCGAUGCGAGCUCGUUGACCGUGACAGGGGCUGAGAACAUCACCGUCUAUCAAGCAAAGCUUCCUGCAACUGAGGAUUCGCCCGCUAAGAUAAGUGAGAUGCGUCGGCGGUUUUGCAAGAUAUGUGGAUCAGCUCUGUGGUUUGACGAUCCCCGAUGGCCGGAGGUGAUCAAUCCGGUUGCUACCUCCGUCGAUACUGAGCUCCCUACACCUCCAGAGAAAACACACAUAAUGUUAGACUCAAAGGCUUCUUGGGAUCAGCCAAUUUUUGGCCCAGAUGACAAAAUGUUUCCAGGAUAUCCUGAGGAAAGUAUUGCCGAGUUUCAUCAGCGACUUGGGCUCGAGGCUUGAUUCAGGGAUGUCAGCCCAUUUUUGUGAGCAUGACCACUUACAGGGAGAGAGUCUUCGAUGUGGUACAGUUUUGAAGAAGGUUUCAGCCCGAUUUCAGGUUAAGAAAAUUCCAUGAACCAGUGUCUUGCCAAUAAGGUGAAAGAUGUAGGUUUCUAUCUCAGAAACCACGACCGUAUUUUUGGUUUCGACCUCAGAAACCAAAGAAUCUUAAUUUCGGUAGACCCUAAGCAGCGAGAUUUGAACAGAUUACAUCGUUUUGAGAAAACUCAACCCUUAUCGUUAUCUGGUUGAACUGUAGCAGUGCUUGAAGUUUGAGAAAGUUUGAAUAAGCUGAUUCCCAGAGAAGUUACCACAGAAGUUUCACAGCUUAUUGUUAAGAUAAAUACUCAAUGGUCAUUGAUGCGUACCACAAUACAACAAGUCAAACGCAAA